Molecule: messenger RNA, 2185 nt
Organism: Drosophila willistoni
Lineage: Eukaryota; Metazoa; Arthropoda; Insecta; Diptera; Drosophilidae
Product: DC-STAMP domain-containing protein 2
Exons: 10
Coding region: 19-2073 (684 amino acids)
Cellular component (GO): membrane
Source: RefSeq, a predicted model, not a curated record
UUUUAUCAUUGAUUAAAAAUGGCUAACGAUUUGAAACCGUUGCGCGAUGGUUAUGAAGUGUGGCCAAUCAAAUUGAUUAUUCGUCUGAUCUUAUGUGGCUAUUUGACGGGCCUGAUGAUAAGUUUUAUCUGGUAUCAAUGGCAUCCCCGGCAAAAGAAACGUGAUCUCAAUCAACGUUGGUUUCUAUUCAUUGGUCUCAGUGUGAUCUUUAUAGCACUUCUCUACAGUCGAGCCGUGAGAUGCAUAUUGACCCUGGCCGUGCCCUCAUUGGCCAGUUCACGUGGUCGUGCUCUGAUCAUUGCCUUUGCCUUCUUUGUGGCUGCCAUUGGACCAACAGCAAAUAUUUUAGCCAAUUUAAUGGUUAUGCUACGUAGUUUGGCCUGUGGCCAGGAAUUAUUGCGUCAGGUGUUGGGACAAAUGUUGGAUGUUAUAUUGGAACCGAUUCAUGCCAUACAGACUGCCAUUUCCCUGCUAUUGAACGAAGUGCGACGAGUCGUUAAACAUGUUACGGAAAUGCUCCUACGAAUUCAAGCCUAUCUAAUGAUAAUCAUUAAUACCUUGAAAAAUUGCGCUGCCUGGCUGAAAUCAAUUGUGGAACUUUGCAACACUGAAUUGGGUACACCAUGGCAACGUUGCCAGAGGGCAGCCGAUCGUGCCAUGAUCAAAUGUCGCCAGAAAUUGGGAAUAUUUCGCCCCCUUUGCUAUGCUACGAAAAUCUAUUUGGCCAUCUGCUAUCCAGCCAAAAUAAUUGAUGUCUUCUGUUCGGGUUUCUGGGAUCAAAGUUGGGAACUGCUAGACAAAAUUAUGGCAAGAUACCAUGAGUUUGUCCAUCACAUUGAGCAAAUGUUCGAUGUCACUAUAACAUUUGAACACGAUUUCUAUUUUGAAACAAAUGCCAGCAGAAAUCUAUCCGAUGUGGGUGAAGAGAUCAUUGAGGAUAUACGUCAACGCUUGGGACCAUUUGUUUUACUCUUGGGUUGGCUGGAUCUUCUUUGUUGGCUAAUGCUACUCACCGUGUUCAUUAAGGCCAUAUAUUUCUAUGCACGCUAUAUGUAUAGUCGAAAAUAUCAGAAUAAAUAUAUAACUGGAUCAUUAUAUUGGAUUGAUAGGCAAAGGCAACGACAUGGUGAGCCAACAGUUAUGCCUCUCAAGCGUCUUGAAAAAUUGAAAUAUAUCAAGAUAAAUAGUUGUCGUUUAACCCGCGGCGAGUGUUUUUUGAUUGCCAAGAAUACAUUUUUUAUGGUCAUUACGUGUGUUCAACUUUUUACAAUUUGCUUUGUGGAUUAUAGUCUAUUUUGGCUUUUGGCCACAAUGUCAUAUUAUGGCCAUCAACAGGCCGAUUUGGAUGUACCUGCCUAUAUAGAUCUGGAGAUAAAGGGUGGCGGUUUCAUUGGUGAUAUAAUGAGGGGAAUGGCCAAUGCAUUUCGUCCUUUAACACAACGAAGUACGGUGACCACUCAGCAUUGUUUGCCCCUGCCUAGAGAACCAAAUUACUGGAGAUAUUGGGAAAUUCUGGCACUUUGUAUUGUGGCCUGGUUAAUUGGUAUUGCUGAACCAUAUGCCCUGCGAUUGCGUCAUGUGAUAAUGCGUUGUUUCUAUCCAGAACGAGCCCAUAUAAGGGCUCUCUAUUUGCAUAAUAAAAUCCUAACGGAAAGAGUUAGUUUCUUUAAGUUCGCGCGACGCAAGGCCAGAGCAGCCUUUAUGUAUCAAGAUCCCGAAGGAUCUAUUGGUUGUCUCAGUUGGUUAAAUCGGUUCAAUUGCUGCGGCUGUUGUUGGUGCUUAGCCUGUUGUUUCUUUUGCUGUGGUCCACGAAGUGAUCUCUGUGUUGUUUGUGCGAAAACUUUAAGCCCCUCCACGUGCAUACGUUGCGAUACCAAAGACUGUCCUGGAAUCUAUUGUCACAGAUGCUUCAGUGAGUCCAAUAACAAAUGCUGCCUCUGCAAGCGUCCCAUUGACUAUGGUGAUUAUAGCGAUUUCUCUGAGGUUCAGGACUCCUCAAAUGAUUCGGAAUUGGAAUCCUUUGGACAUCGUGAGGCUCGUCUCUGCUAUAUGCGCAAGAUUCCAAUUAACUAAAAAAAAAGAGCAAAACUUGGCAAAAUUGUUUUAACUAUUCAGACUUUUUCAUUAAAUGCUCAUCAAAUAUAGCUCGAACGUUGCCAAAUUCAAUUUACUAUGCAAAAAUUGA